UCAUUAACUUUCUGUGUUGUUUAUAAUACAGCAGCACUAUGGAGGAGGGUGGUCGGUACAAAUCUCCACCGGCAGCACACGAACUUAUAUUCUAUUCCAUCAACAGCCUAGGAGUUCUCCUCCAGACUGCCAACAUUCUCCAAGCUUCCAACAAUACAAAUAUAUAUGAACUCAUGAACAACAUCAGCCUCUUGUGUGGAACUCUUGCGUUGGUGCUACUGGUGCUCCUCCUCGUUCCAGCUUUCGGGUGGUUUACUCUUGCAUGUUGGGCCGUAUAUUUUGCGAUAAUUGGGACCAAGUCCUUCCAAAUCCUAAGAGGACUCUGCACUGCAGCUGUGGGUUAUGUCAGUGAUAAAUACCAAGCCUUAAUAAGACUCUGUACUGCAGCUGUUGGUUAUGUCACUCGCGAGUGAGAGAGAGGAUUGGUUAUGUCACUUUUGAGGUUUACGACUCAUUCGCUUUAAACUCGUUGAAAUUAUUGGCUUGUGUGUGCUUCUGUCAUGAAUUGCGUUUUGGUGCUUUGGGUUUUGUUUGUAUUGCAUAUUGGUGCUUCUGUCAUGAAUUGCGUUUUUUGGUGCUUUGGGUUUUGUUUGUAUUGCAUAUUGGUGCUUCUGUCAUGAAUUGCGUUUUGGUGCUUUCGUCUUGUGAACGGUUUCUUUUGUGAGAGUUGCAACUUAAUCGUACCAAUACUUGAAAGGAUUUUGUGGAAGUGCAGCUGCAGCUGCAGCACCUUUUUAUGCCUCGGAUAAAUUGAAAGAGCUCAUAUUGCAAGGGCUACCUUAACUUAUAGGUUAUAUCACAGUUGAACAAUACCUGAAUGCCACUUAGCCAAUUUAUUCCUCCAUCCCUUAGUCCUUCGUUUAAAUAUCUUGUACAGAAAAC
Molecule: messenger RNA, 882 nt
Organism: Pyrus x bretschneideri (Chinese white pear)
Lineage: Eukaryota; Viridiplantae; Streptophyta; Magnoliopsida; Rosales; Rosaceae
Exons: 2
Coding region: 39-413 (124 amino acids)
Source: RefSeq, a predicted model, not a curated record